Hippocampus comes (tiger tail seahorse) is the source of this 940-nucleotide messenger RNA. It is a transcript of the gene rexo2, whose product is annotated as small fragment nuclease. NCBI's taxonomy places the organism in Eukaryota, Metazoa, Chordata, Actinopteri, Syngnathiformes, Syngnathidae. The transcript is spliced from 9 exons. Gene Ontology annotation, cellular component: mitochondrion. The coding region runs from base 91 to 738 and encodes 215 amino acids. The record is from RefSeq and is a predicted model, not a curated record. Gene Ontology annotation, molecular function: 3'-5'-RNA exonuclease activity; nucleic acid binding.
CACAACAGUCUAUUCAGUCAACUUCUCAAAGACCAGUGAAGUGGUUAACCGCUGCUGAUCCUGCAUUCCAUCACUUUAGCGAGCGGCAUUAUGCGAUCUAACAAUAUUAUCAUUAUUAUUUCAAUAUUGUGUGUUGUUGAGUGUCAGUGGACGUUGAAGCCAGAGGUUCCUAAUCAUACCGUGUAUAUUUGGACAUCUAAGGAACUGCAGCAAGUAAACAUUUCCAGGAUGACAGGCUUGGACAUUGAAAAUGACAUGAUAAUGGAAAUGGCAUGCAUAAUUACAGACUCCAACUUGAACAUUUUGGCUGAAGGGCCCAAUUUGAUUAUAGCCCAGUCCAAUGAAAUACUGGAGUCCAUGUCAAAGUGGUGCACAGAGCAUCAUGGCAAGUCAGGAUUGACCGAAGCAGUACGGCAGAGUAAAAUCACACUGGAACAAGCAGAGUAUGAAUUUCUUUCCUUUGUCAGACAACACACUCCACCUGGACAAUGUCCCCUAGCGGGAAAUUCUGUGCAUGCAGACAAAAGAUUCCUGGACAAAUAUAUGCCACAGUUCAUGAAUCACCUCCACUACAGAAUAAUUGAUGUCAGUACAAUUAAGGAGCUUUGCAGGAGGUGGUUUCCGGUGGAAUAUGAGAUGGUGCCAUGCAAGAAAGCAAGCCACAGAGCUUUGGAGGAUAUCCGGGAGAGCAUAAAAGAGCUGCAGUACUACAGAGCCAGCAUCUUCAAAGCAACUUGAGAAAUUGAACAAGAUUGUUAAAAAAAAACCAGCAGUAAUAAUAAUUUGUCAAUUUUCAAAAUGAAGGUGCCUUCUGUUAUCAGCCAAAUCUGUGAGGAAUUAUUAAAAAUGAAAAUUAUGUAUAGUUUUGAUAUGACAAUUUCUGUCUUCAAAAGGUGAGUGCCUCACCAAAAUAGUUGAAAAUAAAAUAACCUAAAUUCAG